AUGCCGCGGCUGGGUCGACGUCAAGGCUCGUCUUUUGCCUUUCUUGGACUUCUCGUCCUCGUCGGUUCUUUGAGCACGGUUUGCUUCGUAUGUGGGCCGCACAGACUGAAAAAGAUCGGCAACCCACUGACGACGGACAUCCGCCGAUUCGGCGGAGUGGCCCAGGCACCUGCGCUGGAGGAUUUGCAGACGCAGGCUGAGUCGGCCGGAAACGUGACGGAGGACGAGUUCUGGCGCCUGGUUGACGACUCCAAGGUCUCUGAGGUUAUCAUUUCUUCUUGGAGCGAGAAGCAGCUCAUCGCUCGAGUGGAAGGAGAGUUGGUGGCCGUUGUGGAAGAGAGCGAGGUUGAAGACCUCCGAAACGAGCUGCUUGUCCGUGGCAUUCCUGCAGCGCAGCUGCAAUUCUUCCGGUGCGAUAUCCGGCUGGAGAGGCGCAGUUCAGUCUUCAACUUGGGGAGAGGGGAGAUCAGCUUCGUGCCCUCGGCAUUGCAGACAGCUUCGUGGAGCGACCAUGCCGCAGUUGAAGAGCUGUCGAGAAUUUUGGAAAGUGUUGGGGUGACUUCAAAAGUAGAGGUGGAAGGUGUAGAGGUGACGCGGGUUGAUUGGCCGAUCGGCGCUUCAGUUGCAGUGCCUGCGUUGGAGGUGGAAGGCCAGUCCUUGAUGGAGGCAAAGCCAGCAGAUGCGGUGGUCGCGGAAGAUCUCGGCCUGUUGAACAAGGAUCUUCGCAUCCUUGAGCGUGCGAUGGAAGGUGUGGAGCGCUCAGUGGAGGCUGACUUCCAGGCCGUCCGUGGCUUCGCAGACGCGGUUGCGGAGGCUGUUAGUGGAGGCACUUACUACCAGAUUCUGGGCGUAGCUCCAGAUGCCAGCUCCGAUGACAUCAAAUUGCAGUAUCGGAAGCUUGCAUUGAAGCUGCACCCAGACAAGAACCAGAACGACCCACAAGCCACAGAGAAGUUCCAGGAACUACAGGAAGCCUAUGAGGUCCUUUCAGAUCCUGAGCGAAGAUCCGCGUAUGACCAGAACAGCGACUUCAUCAUGAAGGCGUUCGCCGAGUCUACAGGCCAAACGGAAGAGCAGGAGUCCUUUUUGGCAGUGCCCUCUUCGCGCACCUUCUGGUGUCUUCUGGUCGAGGCGUGCCUCAGCGACGACGCGAAGACAAUCGCUCAGUUGGCGCAGCAGCUGGAGGAUGAGCUACUUGGAGGCAGUGAGAUUGUCAUGCCUAGUUCUUUGGCAAGCUCAGUCAGUAUUGCCGGCACAGGUAGGAUGCUAAGUAGCGAGAUUACCCCGAAGAAUCCCUUGCUGGAUUCUUGCGCUGUUGCUUGUCUGAAUUUGUCAGAUGCUGCCUGCUUGCCACUGGGCUCACAGCAGGGGGGAAUCCAGAUGGGGGGAUACCGACUAAUUAUGGAUCACAUAUCCAAACCCAGUCCUUCGUAG
Messenger RNA from Symbiodinium necroappetens, 1434 nucleotides. NCBI's taxonomy places the organism in Eukaryota, Dinophyceae, Suessiales, Symbiodiniaceae. The record is from the annotation of a GenBank genome assembly.